Gadus morhua (Atlantic cod) is the source of this 2710-nucleotide messenger RNA. It is a transcript of the gene lrrc59, whose product is annotated as leucine rich repeat containing 59. The record is from RefSeq and is a predicted model, not a curated record. Gene Ontology annotation, cellular component: cytoplasm. Lineage: Eukaryota; Metazoa; Chordata; Actinopteri; Gadiformes; Gadidae. The transcript has 10 exons. Bases 853 to 1821 code for a protein of 322 amino acids. Gene Ontology annotation, molecular function: protein binding.
CAUAGUCAACAAGGGCGAUACUGAUAAGAACGGGCAGACCCGUUGCACAUUUCUGAUCGACCUCGUGAGCACAUCUUCGCUGCUCCCUGCGGUUCAUGAGGGUAAGCCCGGAGAGACAGAGCUACACCUGGUGGUCUUGGGGUUGUUGACGGAGAUAAGGAAGGCUUUGGAAACUCGACUGGAGGGUGGCCAGGUUCGAGAUGGGAAGCCCGGAUACUGGACCCAAAUAGCCAAAAGGAUCCAUGUCGUUUUCAUUUACAUGUAUUUAUUCUCAAUCCUUAGCUUUGUGUGCUAUAUGGCUGCAAGGUGGUAUAUGGUUGUACACCAUGACGCCACCCCAGCUUCACAAUGUUAACAGCAUUUGAGAAGGGUUUACAAAUCUUUGGAAUUGAACAGAAAUUAAUUUCUGCUAUUUCUGAAAUCUUGCAAAAUAUUCCUCUGCCCAAAUAUACCCUCUAUCUUUAUGACUCACAAAUCGUACAGCAGCUUUAACGUACCAUGAAGCAAAUAAAGUAGAUAUACAUACACUCGUAGGUAGCAAGAUUAUCGUAUGCAUCAAAAAUACUUACCACAGGUGGAAGUAUUCAGUAUUACCGCCACCCUUCUCCAAUACUGUAGGGGGCGCUGUGGUCCUCAGUGUUCAUGAAGUUGUUCUUCUUCUCUGACAGCUGCAGUGAAUCUGUGACGUGGAUUUUCAUUCAAGGAUUCCUCAGUCCCUGUGUUGUACCAACUAAAUAAAUUAGCACUAAGCUUUAUUUCACAUUCUCCGAUUUAUUUUGACGUUCUGUCCUUUAUUUGGUCUUCAUAGUAUAUCAUUAUACCACAGACGAUUUAACAGCCACAGGUACCACGAUGAGUAAAGGCAAAGUGCUGAACCUAAAGGAUAAGAUCAAUGGAAACGAAAUGGACCUCAGUCUCUGUAACCUUUCCGAAGUUCCAGUCAAAGAACUCGCUGCUUUGCGAAAAGCGACGGUUUUGGACUUGUCUUGCAAUAACAUCACAUCACUUCCUCCAGACUUCUGUAAAUUGACUCACCUGAUCAGGGUAGACCUGAGUAAGAACCAGCUGGCGUCACUGCCCGAUGACCUGGGUAACCUCUGCAACCUCCAGCACCUGGACCUGUACAACAACAAGCUAACAGGCCUCCCUGUCAGCUUCUCUCAGCUACGGAACCUCAAGUGGCUGGACCUGAAAGACAACCCCCUGGAGACGGAGCUGGCCAAGGCGGCCGGGGACUGUCUGGACGAGAAGCAGUGCAAACAGUGUGCCUCCAAGGUUCUGCUGCACAUGAAAGAAGUCCAGGAAGAGGUGGACAAAGCCAGAGAGAAACGCUUCCUGAAAGAGCGAGAACAAGAGAAGAAGAAGGAGGCCAAGAAGAGGGAGCGCGAGGCCAAGGAGCGCGAGGUCCGGAAGCAGGAGAAGGCGGAGGAGAAGGAGAGGAGGAGGAAGGAGUACCAGGCCCAGCUGGACGCCACAGCCGCCCAGGAGCACCAGAGGAAGAAGAAGGAGGAGAAGAAGAAGAGGAACGGGCUGGCGGCAGAUAAAAAAGCUGCAGAGGAGUCCGCCCCGAAACCACGGCGCUCUCUGAUUGGCCUGCUGUUCAAGCUCCUCCUCCUGCUGCUGCUGGGACUGGCCGGCGCGGCGGCGGCCUGUCAGCUGACGGAGCUGCGCAGGGAGGCGGCGUGCGUGCCGGUCAACGCGGCCCUGGAGACGGGGCUGACCUGGGCCCGGCGGCAGGACGUGCUGCUCAGACAGCUGCUGAAGGACUGGUCCACGAUGGCCAAGGAGCUGCUGGAGUCCAGCCAGACGGCCAAGAACUGAACCCAGGUCCGGUUCAGUCGCUCGUCACCGUGGGUUCCCGCUGUUAUGUAUGUAUGUGUGUGUGUGUGUGUGGAAAUGUGGGAUAGUUGACUUUUUUCUUGCUUUGUUGACUAAACUUAACUGCGGAAAUUGUGAAUCUCUGUAAGAUGGGAACCCACGUCCCGCACCCGCGCCCCAUCCAUCCUGCAUGAGGGUGUGAAACUUAAUCUGGAUCGGUAGAAAGCAGGGCAAAGGACAAAUGUAAAAAACAAAACAAAGGCCCUCUAAAAUUCCUAUGGAAUUGUUGUUGCUCUUGGCUCCCGUUUGUACUGCCUCUUUUUUUUUUUUUUUAACAUUGUCUUAAACAUUUCUCUAGUCCAUGCCUUAUGCUUAAAGAAUGCAAGCUAACACUCAGAAACAAUGCACACUCAAUGGGUUGAUUUGAGGGAUUCCAGGUAUUAAUUUAUGUUAGGUUGCUCUCUGUGCUGUUUAGACUCUUAAAUCUACAGCCAGUCAUGACUCUCCUUUAGGUUACUGUCUGAUGCGGAAUAUAAAGAACAUGCUGAAAAUAUGCAACCUCGUUUUUAUUCUAAACAAUUAUCUAAGGUAUCACAGUGUAUGUAAUUUUGAUGGAAUAUCUGGGCAUUAAUUUAAAGACGACGAGAGAUGGUUUGAAUUUAAAAGUGAAAUUUUCCUUUUGGUCUCUUUGAUCGGUCAUGAUUUGUUAGAACAAAAGUUGCCCAUGCUAUCUUUGAUCACAUCGUCCAUCUGUGGAGAUGGGAGAUCUGAGGUCACUACUGAUCAAUGAAAUGCAAAUUGUACCGCAUCACCUGAAAUGUGUUCUGGAGCUAUUUAAUUUCACCAAAUAUUUCAUCAGUAUUAUUAAAGGGUUCUACGCUGCAGAAAAGUC